AUGCCCCUGUUGCUGCUGCUAGCCGGGGUGAUCCUGCUCUGGUCGGACCCCGGCUCCGCGUCUGAGCAGGCCGAGCUGAUGUUCUUGGGGCAGACCCAGUUCGUGUUCAACGAGAGCAGCGAUGCAGUGGUCCGCCUGGUGGUAAAGAGAGAGGGCGACCCUGUCAACGUCACAGUGCUGGUCUUGCUGGAGGGAGAGGACACGGGAGACUUUGUUUCCAGCACGGCCGCAGCCUUCCUGCUGACCUCAGAGUCCAUCAAGACCAUCUUCAUCGGUGUGGAGGACGACAACCUGCCCGAGGCCGAUGAGACCUUCACCUUCAACCUCAGAAUACAGAGCUCGUCCAAUGGCGUGAUACUGGGGACGCCGAACAAAGCCACCGUCACCAUCCUGUCCAACGACAACGCCUUUGGAAUCAUUGCCUUCAACUCUACCGAAGAGAUCACCGUGGAUGAACCAAAGAACGGCAGCCAUCUUGUGCCGCUGACCUUGGUCAGAGAGAAGGGCACGUAUGGAACAGUGACCGUCCACUAUGAGGUGUCCGGGGGUCCGAACCCGGCCAUCGAGGACCUCAGCCCGGACAGAGGGAACAUCACCAUCCCCCCCGGCAUGGCCGUGGUGGUCUUCAACAUCUCCAUCCAGAACGACCAGACCCCCGAGGACGACGAGGUGUUCUGGGUGCGUCUGACGGGCGUGGCGGGCGGGGCCCUCCUGCGGCCCAACGGCAGCAUGGUGGCCCUGAGGGUCCGGCGCAACGACAGCCCGCUGCGCUUCUCCCAGGCCUCGCUGGGGGUCCCCGAGACGGCCGGGGUCAUCACCCUCACUGUCACCCGGGGCCGCCUCACCGAGGGGGGCCCGCUCAUCGGCUCCGACGACACCGAGGUGUCCGUGGACUACGUGGUAGUCAGCGGCCACGGGGCCGCCGGCGCCACGCCCGCCGUGGACUUCACGGACCUCCAGGCGGUCCGCACGCUCACCUUCCCGCCCUUCGUGUACGAGGCGCGGCUGCGGUUCAACGUGAGUGACGACGCGGUGCCGGAGAUCGCCGAGUCGUUCAGCGUGGUGCUGCGGGAGGACAGUGUGCGCGGCGACGCCGUGCUGGUGGCGCCCGCCGCCGCGCUGGUCACCAUCGAGCCCAACGACAAGCCGCACGGCGUGCUGUCCCUGGUCGCCGCCGCCGCCGCCGCUCCGGGCCGGCCGGUCAGCAUCAACGAGGACGUCACGCAGAGAUUCGAGGGGAUCUCCGUGGUGAGGAACGGGGGUAACCACGGCGAGGUGUCCGUCAACUGGACCGUGAGCCGUAACUCCACCCCCGGCGUGCCCGUGUCCGACGACCUGACGCCCGCAGCGGGCACGCUGCUGUUCGCCGCCGGCCAGACCAGCGCCGUGCUGGUGCUGGACGUGGUCCCCGACAACCUCCCCGAAGAGGCAGAGGCCUUCCUCCUCCGGCUGCUGCCCGACACCGUGACCGGGGGAGCGGAGGUGGAUGAGCCCAUGGAGAUGGUGUUCUACCUCCGGGACAGCGACGACGUGUACGGCUCCUUCGGCUUCGACCCUCGGGAGGAGCAGAGCAUCCAGAGCCACCUGGACGGCCGCUUCCUGUCCCUCAGCUUCCUGCGGCAGGGCGGGGCCCUGGGGGCCGUGGCCCUGGGGCUGACGGCCCUCUACCUCCCCGCGGGGCCCCUGGACCCCAGCCUGGCCCGGGACCACGUCCUCAACGUCAGCCGCUCGCUCAGCCUGCGCUUCUCCGACGGCCAGCAGCGGGCGGGGCUGGUGCUUCCCAUCAGGAACGACGCCUUCCUGCAGAACGGAGCGCACUUCCUCAUACUGCUGGACAGUGUGGAGCUGGUGGACAUCCGGACCCCCAUCCCCUCCAUCAGCCCGCGGUUCGGGGGGGCUCUCAACCUGACCCUGACCGUGACCCCGGACAUCGCCAACGGGGAGAUCGGCUUCACCAGCAACGCCACGCUGGCGGUCGUCGAGCCGGAGGACGCUAACGCCACCACGGUGUCCCUGCCGCUGCGGCGCGACGGGACGGACGGACGCGCCGAGGUGUUCUGGAGCCUGCGGCCGGUGGGCGCCGGCCGGGGGGAUAUCACCGCCGACGACCUCGGACCCUUCCGGGGCUCGGUGGUCUUCCUGUCCGGCCAGAGCGACGCCUUCAUCAACUUCACCGUCAUGGCCGACGACGUCCCAGAGGUCAACGAGACGCUGCUGCUCUCCCUGGAUAGGAGCAACGUGGAGAACCAGAUCUUGAAGGCAGGCUUCACCAGCAGAGAGAUCAUCAUCCUGGAGAACGACGACCCUGGGGGCGUCUUCCAGUUCUCAGACCAAGGGCCCUGGGUCAUCAACGAAGGGGAGGCGGUGGAGCUGCGCGUGCUGCGGGCGGCUGGCCAGCUGCUGAGGCAGCUGGUGCGCUACACGGUGGCCCCCCAGGGCAGCGAGGAGUUCUACGGGGCCCCCGGCAUCCUGGAGUUCAACCCCGGGGAGCGGGAGGUGGUGGUGGCCCUGGUGGCCCUUCAGGACGGCGUGCCCGAGCUGGACGAGACCUUCUCCGUGGGGCUCAGCAGCCACAGCACUCCACCGAGUCGCAUCGGCCACCGCAGGGAGGUCAACAUCACGGUGCGGAGCAGCGAUGACCCCUAUGGGGUCAUCCAGUUCAGCCAAUCAGGGCUGGCGGAGGCCAUCAACGAGAGCAAGGGGAGCGAAACACACCAGGCCUCAUACACCGUCACCAGGAACAGGGGUCGCUUCGGGGAGGUGUCCGUGUCCUGGGUUCUGGAUCCCGGUCACCAUGGAGACAUCAGCCCCACCCAGGGAGUCCUCGUCUUCCUUGAAGGAGAGUUCCUCCAGAACCUGACUGUCAGCUCUAUACCAGACGAGAUCCCUGAAGAGGUGGAACACUUCACCCUCAGCCUGACCAACGUGACGGGGGGAGCAAGGCUGGGGAGCGCGCUCAAUGCCAGUCUACAAGUCAACAAGAAUGACGAUCCGAUUUAUUUUGCCGACCCCGUCGUCGUGCGAGUAGAGGAGGGAGGUGUGGCCAACUUCACGGUGGUCAGGGGCGGGCGGGCGGACUUCGUCGCCACGGUGAUGUACCGCGUGGAGUACGGCGGGGACGCCUCGCCGACGGACCUCGCCCCGCUGGGCAACGACACCACGCUGGUGUACCAGGUGGGCGAGUGGGCGAAGAACGUCUCCGUGGUGACGGAGGACGACGACCUGCCCGAGACGGACGAACCCUUUCACAUCCUGCUGUUCAACGCCACCGGGGAUGCUGUUGUGUACGGUGUGGACACGGCCACGGUGGUGAUCGAGGCGAACGACGACGCCAACGGGAUCUUCUCCCUGGACCCCACGGAGAAGGCCGUGGAGGAGGGCGCGACCAACGACUUCUAUGUGAGGCGGGCCAGGGGCCACUUUGGAGAGGUGAGCGUCUUCUGGCGGCUGUACGCCAACGACUCCCUGACCGCGCUGGAGGAGGGCCAGGAGUUCUCCAACACCUCGGGCUCCGUGGCCUUCAGCACCGGGGAGAGGAGCCGGCCCGUCGUCCUGGAGGCCAUCCCCGACAGGCUGCCCGAGUUCAACGAGUACUACGUCCUCCGACUGGUCAACGUCUCAGGGGGGCACCCAGGGGGGGGCGGCCGGCUGGCCGACGCCGCCCUGGACGCCUCGGUGCUCGUCCCCUUCAACGACGACCCCUUCGGCGUCUUCGCCAUCGCCGACGGCAACCUGGACCAGGAGGUGGCGGAGGACGUGCUGUCCGACGAGGACAUGUCGGACGUGGCGUCGUUCAGCGUGCUCCGGGAGCAGGGCGCCUUCGGCGAGGUGCGGGUCGCCUGGGAGAUCCUCUCGGCCCGCUUCCCCCGCGGCCUCCCCCCCAUGGACGACCUCCUGCUCGCCGCCUCCUUCCCCGCCGCCGUGGAGCUCCGCCCCGCCGACCGGCGGCACCACUCCGGCACGGACGCCCGCGCCUUCUCCGGCGCGCCCGGCGCCCACGGGACGGUGGCCCCCGCCGACGCGCCGGGGCCCCUCGGCAACUUCACCUUCUCCGCCUGGAUGGCGCCGGCGCCGGACACGGACGGCUUCGUGGCGUCCAAGGGCGCGCCGGACGGGCCGCUGUACUACGGGCUGAAGGUGCAGACCAACCAGAGCCACGUCAGCCUGAUGCUCUACUACACGGCCCGGGGCGCCAACCGCACGCAGGUGGCCCGCGCCACGGCCGAGAACCAGAGGGGGGACGGCGCCUGGAUCCACGCGCUGGUCACGGUGGACGACGGCGUGGUGGGGUUCUACCUGGACGGGAGCCCCGUCCCUGGGGGGCUGCGGAGCAUCAAGGGGGAGGGCAUCGCAGACGGCCCCGCCCCCGUGCUGGUGGGCUCGGACCCCGCGGGGGGCCAGCGGUUCACGGGUCUCCUCCAGGACGUGCGUCUGUACGGCGCCCCGCUGAACCGCAGCCAGCUGCACGAGCUGCACGCGCAGCCCGCCCGCGCAGACCUGCGGGGGGUCUCGGGCUACCUGCGCUACCGGCAGGACGAGAGGAACAAGUCCUUCGUGGUGGAGGUGCGGGACGACGGCGAGGAGGAAGGGGAGGAGCUCUUCUACCUGCAGCUGGUGGCGGCGCAGGGCGGCGCCCGUCUGCCCUGGCCCCGCCCCACCGCCACGCUGCGCGUCAUGAAGAGCGACGGCGCCAACGGGCUCUUCGGGUUCACCGGUGCCUGCAUCCCCGAGACCACUGACGAGGGCUCCACCGUCUCGUGUGUGAUUGAGCGCACCAGGGGGGCUCUGGAUCACGUCUACGUCAACUACUCCGUCAUCGAGGCCGGACCCUCUAGCCCUGGGGGGCCGGCGGAGCAAGACUUCGUCAACGCCACCGGGGCGGUGCUCUUCAUGCCCGGACAGCGCUCCGAGGUGCUGAACCUGGUGGUGUUGGACGACGACCUGCCAGAGCUGGCCGAGUCCUUCCAGGUCACGCUGGUGUCAGCGGAGUCGGCUGACGGGAAGCCAGGCUCCACCCCCACCAGCGGGGCCAGCAUCGACCACAACAGCUCCACCAACACCGUCACCGUCACCGCCAGCGACCAUCCUUAUGGUCUGCUCCAGUUCCAGACCAGUCCUCCCGGCGACGGCCUGAUCAGCCCGGCCCUAGAGCCGGCCCGCGUCUCGGUCAGCGAGGAGGCCGGGGAGGUGCGUCUGCUGGUGGGCCGGGCCCAAGGCCUUCUGGGAAGGCUCACGGUCGGGUACCGGACCACCCCCUUCACGGCGGCCAGCCCCGAGGACUAUGAGGAAACAGAGGGGAUACUGGACUUCCUGCCAGGGGAGAGGUUAAAGUUCAUCACCGUGACCAUUGCGGACAACCCAGUUCCCGAACUGGACAAGAGUUUCCGAGUGGAGCUCUAUAACGUGGAGGGAGGAGUGGAUCUGUUCCUGCGUGGGGAAGGAAGUGGUAGUGGGGAGAGUGACUCUGACCUCCUGCUUCCAGCCUUCCACCGAGCCAACCUGGGGGACGCCGCCCGCAUCACGGUGACCAUCCUCGCCUCUGACGACGCCCACGGAGUCUUCCAGCUCAGCCCUGAUUCGCUGGUUGUCAACGGAACGGAGCCCGAGGACGGGCGCAGUAACGUGCUCCUGCAGGUGGAGCGCUCCUUCGGGGACCUCUCCAACGUGACGGUGUACUGGGAGGCGGACCCCGGCGCCGCGGGGGAGCUGGUCGCCAGCUCCGGCAGCGUGACCUUCGGCGUGGGCCAGAGCAGGGAGGGCUUCUUCGUCAGGGUGGCCGAGGACGAGCGGCCCGAGCUGGACCGGAGCUUCGGCGUCCGCCUGGUCAACGUGUCCGACGGGCGGCUGGGCGAGCCCGCCGACGCCACGCUGACCCUGCUGGCCAGCGACGACCCCUACGGCGUGUUCGCCUUCGCCAACGCCAGCCGGUCGCUCCGGCUGCCCGAGGCGGACGCCGUGGUCGGCCUCAGCGUGCGGCGGCAGGGAGGCCUGAUGGGGAAGGUGCGCGUGACCUAUGAGACGCUGCGCGAGGCGGACCGAGCGCCCUAUAGGACCCCUGGGAUUGGCAGGGCCAGCGAGGGGCGGGACUUUGUACCCCUCUUCGACUCGGUGGUGUUCCUGGCCAAUCAGAGCGAGGCCAACAUCAUCCUCCAGAUCCUGGAUGAUGAGGACCCAGAGAGAGACGAGUCUGUGUUCGUGGAGCUGACCGGCGUUCACGUUGUGGAGGCGGCUCAAGAGAGGAUUAUUGUCGACUCCCCCCGGCUGGGCCCCCGGACGGAGGCCGUGGCCCAGGUCAUCGUGGAGGCCAGUGACGACGCCUUCGGGACCCUCCAGCUGUCGGCGGCCGCCGUGCGCGUGGCGGAGGACUACGUGGGGCCCAUCAUCAACGUCACACGCACCGGGGGCAUCUUCGCCGACGUCUCCGUCAAGUUCCGAGCCGUGCCGAUCACGGCCACCGUCAGCGAGGACUACAGCGUGGCCUCUACGGACGUGGUGCUCCUGGAGGGAGAGUCCAGCAAGGCCGUCCCCAUCUACAUCAUCAACGACCUGGUCCCGGAGCUGGAGGAGAGCUUCCUCCUGGAGCUCAUCAACCAGACCACCGGGGGGGCCGUGCUGGGCGAGCUCACGCGCACCAUCAUCACCAUCCUGCCCUCCGACGACCCCUUCGGAGCCUUUGUCUUCCAGGCGGACCCGGUCACCCUGGAGGAGCCGGGGUCCGGCUCCGUGGAGGUGACCCUGCCCAUCGUCCGUACCGCGGGAACCAUCGGGACCGUGGCGGUCCGCUGGCGGGCCACCGUCGACGGGCAGCUUGCCACAGGGGACCUCCGACCCGCGUCCGGGGAGGUCAGCUUCGCCCCGGGAGAGACCAGGAAGACCCUCAGGGUGGAGGUCCUGGCGGAUGACGUCCCUGAGAUCACUGAGACCAUAAAGGUGGAGCUGACGGGCGCGAGUAACGGCGGGAGUCUGGGCGGGACCACGGCGGUCAACAUCACGGUGCCCGCCAACGACAACCCGUACGGGACGGUGUUCUUCGACCGGGCCGUGUACCGCGUUCAGGAGCCCCUGGACGGCGUCUACAUGGCCAACAUCACGGUGCGCAGAAGCGGCGGGAGCUUCGGCCGCAUGGAGAUCCUCUACAGCACCUCGGAGGUGAGCCUGGAGGACCUAGUGGGCCUGGCCCAGGUGGCGGGCCAAGACCUGCUGCUCUAUUACGACCCUCCCCAGCCUGGGGGCCUCACGUCUGGGGGAGGGGAGUUCAACAUCACCGGCGCCGCCGAGCCCCUGACCGCCUGCGCCGCCGCUUGCCUCAGAGAGCCGGCCUGCGGGGCCUUCUCCCUCGCCACGGGGCCGCCGCCGGGGGCGUGCUCCUGGGCGACCUCCGUGGAGGAGCAGGUCUCGGCGCCCGCCGGCCCGGCCGUGACAUACGGGAGGAACGCCACGGCGACGGCGGUGCUGCUGGGCGGGCGAGCGGGGACGGGCAGCGACUACACGGCGGUGACGGCUCGCCGCGGGUUCAUGGAGGACGGGCGGGCCACCGCCCACCUCGCCGUGCCCAUCCUCACCGACAAGCUGCCCGAGACGGACGAGAGCUUCGCCAUCGAGAUCCUCAGGAUAGAGCUGGUGAACCUGACGGUGGCCGAGAGGAACCGGCCCUCCGUGGGCCGGCCGCGCCGCGCGCUGGUCACCAUAGCGAUGAACGGGGACUCCUUCGGGGUGUUCCUGAUGUACAGCCUGAGCCCCGACGCCACGGAGGACGGCCUGCGCCUGGAGGUGGGGGAGGAGCCCCGCGCCGUGGCGCUGGUCGUAGAGCGGCGGGGCGGCAGCCUGGGCCGCGUCACCGUGGAGUGGGGGUUCGUCGGGGGAGGAGCCACCCCGGGCGAGGACUUCACCGCCAGCGGGGGGACGCUCGUCUUCAAUGACGGCGACGUGAGGCAGACCGUGGAGGUGUUGAUCCGUAGCGACAGCGUGCCGGAGGACAGCGAGACCCUCCUGAUCGGCCUGAUCCGCACCGAGGGGGGCAGCCGCAUCCUGCCCAGCUCCGACACCGUUACCAUAGUGAUCCUGGCCAAUGACGACGUGGCCGGGAUCGUGGGCUUCCACCCGGCCUCGCGCGUCGUCGCCACCAGAGAGGGAGAGCUGCUGUCCUUGCUGGUGUUGAGGACGGCCCCUGGCCUGGGCAACGUCACGGUGGACUGGUCCAUUCAGGGUCCCCUGCCGAACAGAACCUUCCCCAAAACCUCAGGGACGCUCCUCUUCACUCAGGGAGAGCUGAAUGGCACCAUUGUGCUGCAGCUUCUCGACGAUGCCACACCAGAAGACCAGGACGAAUACAGAGUGGUGUUGUCCAACAUACGCACGUUUGGGGUUCCAGUGACGGGCCAGGCCACGCUGGACGAACAGGGCACGGAGGCGGUGGUUACCAUAGAAACCAGCGACGAGCCCUUUGGGAUGCUGACCAUUGCGGCGUCCUCCCUCCACAUGAGGGUGGAGGAGCGCGACCAGACAGUGAACGUCUACGUCCAACGGGAGUUCGGGACCUCAGGGGCCGUGAACGUCUCCUACGAGGUCAUCAGAGGGGCCCUUAGCGACCUGUCCCAGGUGGAAGGGGCCUUCGCUGAGCCCGGCCAGGACUUCAUCUCUGCCGUGGGCUCCGUGGUGCUCGGGCCUGGACAGACCUCCGUGGCCGUCCCCGUCUCCAUCCUGGACGACGACAUUCCGGAGCUGCAGGAGUUCUUCCUGGUCAACAUCACGUCCGCUGUCCUCAUCACAACCCUCGCAAGGCUAGACACAAACGAUUUAGUGGCGGAAAUUAGCAUCGACGCCAACGACGGAAUCAGAGGAGUGAUCGAAUGGACAAACACCAUGUUUGAGGUGAACGAGUCGAUGGGGGUGCUGUCUCUGGUGGCCUACAGGAACAGAGGGUCCUAUGGGAACGUCUCCCUGUCCAUACACGCUCCUGACCUGGAGGCCCAGCAAGGACUGGACUACGAUAUCAACCAAACGAUGCUCCAUUUCGUGGAAGGCGAAAGGCACAAGUUCGUGGAGGUGCAGAUCAUUGACGACAGCAUUCCAGAGGGACCCGAGAGAUUCCAGCUGAUUCUCUCCAGGCCCUCUCCUGGCCUGGAGCUGGGAACCAACACCACGGCGACGGUGAACAUCAUGGCGAGCGACGACGGCCACGGCGUCCUCACCUUCAACGGCAGCCGCCACACGGUGCUGAAGGAGCCCACGUCGGCGUCGCGGCCCGGGGAGGGCGUGGCCACGCUGGACGUGAUGCGCAGCCCCGAGGAGGGCACCUUCGGCACCGUCACCGUGACCUUCUCCGUCACGGACGCCAACGGGAGCCUGGCCGUGGCCGACCUGAGGCCAGCGCAGGGCACGGUGGUUCUGGAGAACGGGGUCCGCUUCAAAACAUUGGAGAUCUUUGCGAUCCUGGACGCUGAGCCAGAAGCCAACGAGACCUUCACGGUGAGCCUGUCCAGCCCCACCGGAGGAGCUCGCCUGGGGGAGCAGCUGCAGACGUUCAUCACCAUCCUGGAGAACCUGGCCCCUUCUGGACUCUUCCGCAUCGGCCCCUCCCUCAACAGAACUAAUUCAGAAGUGGUGGCCCAUGAGGACGGCACGCCGGUCUUCCUGACCGUGUCUCGCAGUAACGGGUUGGAGACGGCUGUCAGUGUGGAAUGGGAGACCCAGGCAGACACAGCUAUCGGUUCUGAGGGCGAUCUUCCAGUGAUGGGGGUUUACCAGGACUUUGAGGAGCACCCCACCUCAGCGUGGUGCUCCAUCCCAGAAGAGGCCUCGUCUCUGGCCAUGAGACUGGACAGGUCCCCCUCCGUCGGGUCCACCCACACACUCGCCACUCUCUACCGCUGGCAAGGGGUGUUUGUACCAGUAGAGUCUGUGAGGAUCCAGGAGGCCAGUUCUUGCGUGGGGUUUGUGGUCAACGGCACCACCUUCAUAGCCAUCACCCACGGCAGGCCCAUCUCCAACCCGGCUGCCAACCUCAGCGUCUUCAGACUAGAGCCAGACCUCAACAUCACACUGGAGCAAACCCUUGGUGUUGAAGCGCUGGAUGUGAAACACUUCUCGGUCGAAAGCACGGAUUAUCUGAUCGCAUCAAGCCAAGUUUUCGUCCGCACCGGCACGCUCUUCGCUCUCCUCCAGACACUUGCCCUUCCUCGGGGCAGUGUCAGCGUUUCGCCGCUGUUUUCCCACUCCUCUUCAUCCUCCUCCUCCUCCUCCUACCUGGUCACCUGUGUAGACACGCCCUCAGACGGCUGCUCCAUCCACCGCUGGGCCGGCGGAAGUUUCCAGAACGACCCCCUGACCCUCCCCCUCCAGGGCAGGGCCCACCAGGUGGAGGUCAUCCAGGCGGACGGGGGGGUCACCCUCCUCUUCGUCGUCACCGACGGUCCUAGUCCAUCCUGUGAAGUGUUUCGUUGGGCCUCAGGGAAGGCUCAGCCUGAGCUGGUUCAGUCUCUCCUCCACCCUGACCUCACCUCCAUCCACCCCUUCACCCCUCCUUCUGGAACUACCUACAUGCUCUUGGCCGGCAGCAGCAGCUCGCUCCUGUACUCCUGGGGGUCUGAGGAGGGCCAGUUCUCCCCGGUGCUGGGGGUCCCUGCGGCCCUCAGCUACCUCUCCCUGGCCGUGACGUCGCUCGGUGCCUCCAGGACCCUCCUGGCUUCCAGCGGGGCCACCGGCUCCACGCUCUACCUGUUCACCUCCGUGUCCAACCAGUCUGACUUCAUACCCAGCCACGGCGAGCUGCGCUUUGCCCCCGGCGACAGUGAGCUGGAGAUAGCGGUCAACGUUCUAGACGACGACAUCCCAGAGAGGGAGGAGAACUUCCGGGUCGCUCUGAAGAAUCCCAAGGGCGGGGCGGAGAUUGGGUUCGGCGGUCAGGUGACCGUGGUCAUCCCGACCAAUGACGACGCCCACGGAGUCGUCGGCUUUGCCCUGGAGUCUCUGUACAUGGAGGUGGAGGAGCUGGAGCAGAACAACCUGAUCUCUCUGAAGGUGGAACGGUUGAGGGGGACCUUCGGCAGACUGACGGUCCACUGGGUCGCCAACGGCAGUCUGCCGGACAUAUUCCCCACCUCGGGAGUGGUGUUAUUCUCCGAGGGCCAAUCGGAGGCCAUCAUCACGCUGUCCGUGGUGGCAGACGGCGUACCGGAGGGCAGGGAGCAUGUGACGGUGGCGCUCAUGGACGUCAACACCGUGGGGCUGGAGGAGCCGGCGCAGGCGGCCACCAUCGCCCCGCGGCGGGCCCACGCCCUGCUCACCAUCCUGGCCAACGGCUCGCCGUACGGGGUGAUCGGCUGGCACAUGGACUCGCUGUUCGCCAGGGUGCAGGAGCCCACGGGCUCUCCGAUCAACGUGAGCCUCUCCAUAGUGAGGGAGCAGGGCUCCUCGGGGAAUGUGGCGGUCCGACUCCAGACCAGGCCCGCCCUAUCACAGCCCCCGGCCAACCAGGCCUCCGCUGGACUGGACUAUCUGGCCAGGGACGCCACGGUGGUCAUGGUGGACGGGGCGACCGUGGUCCUGGUCACCUUCACCAUCAUGCCGGAUGAUGUCCCGGAACUGGCGGAGAGUUUCCUGGUGAACAUCACCAGCGUGGAGCUGGACGGGGAUUCCACCGGGCCGGGCCGGCCCAGCCUGAAGAGGCCUGGCAUGGAGGUCGCCGAGAUCACCAUCCAGGAGAACGAUGACCCCAGGGGCAUAGUGCAGCUUAACGUGUCAGAGGAGGCCCAAGGGAGGGUUUUGGCCUAUGAGAUCGCACCACCGGACAAUGUCUUCCGUCUUGGCGUAGCGCGAUUGGCCGGGACAACGGGGGGAGUCGUCGUUUACUGGGAGGCUCAGCCAAUCACGGCCAGCUUUGAGGACUUCAGUCCAUCCUCAGGGAAUGUCACAUUAAAGGAUGGACAGAGAGAUGCCACGAUUGACAUCACCAUCAUCGAUGACGAGGAGGUGGAGUUGGAGGAAACUUUCACAGUGUCUCUGCUGCGUGUGACUGGUGGAGCCCGGUUGGGGACGGUGACGUCCGUAACGGCCAGCAUUCCGGCCAAUGACUCUCCUCUGGGAAGAUUUGGAUUCCAGGACCAGGAAGUUACAGUCAGCGAGCCCGAGUUCACCGACGACCCCGCUGCCGUGGCGACGCUCACGGUGCUCCGGAGUACAGGAGGCCGGGGUGUGGUGACGUUGGCAUGGCAACUAGAAGACCUGGCCAGGGAUGACCUCUCACCUGUCAGUGGAACCCUUGUCUUUGCGGAGACGGAGUCCACUCAGAGCUUUGUGAUCAGGGCGCUGGAAGACACUGCGCUGGAGGGAGACGAGAGCUUCACAGUGCGGCUGCUCCCAGGCACCAGCGCGGCCGUCAUCGACCCCUUAGCCGGUCUGGCCAGCAUCACCAUCCAGGCCGACCGAGCGGCCUUGGGCAUGGUGGGCGUGGCCGAGUCCUCCAGGGAUGUUUUCAUUGGUGAACCUGAGAGGGGAUACAAUGGAAGCACGGUGGUCAGCCUCGUGCGGGGGCCAGGGGUCUUCGGGGAGGUCCAGUUCUCCUGGAACAUCGCUCCCGCUGACGCGACCGAGUUUGAGCAGAUCUCCGGCGUCGUGACCAUGCGAGACGGGCAAUCCGCCGCCAGCAUCACCCUUAAAGCGCUGGACGACGAGGUUCCAGAGGAGCGGCGGGUGUACCAGCUGACCCUCGCCGCCGCCACGCCCGGUCUGGACGUCAGCCCCUCGGCGAGCCACGCCACGGUCACCAUGGCAGCCAGCGAUCACCCGCACGGCAGCUUCUCCUUCGCCCAGCGGGAGGUCGCCGUCACCGAGGAAGAGGGGCUGGUGAACGUGACGGUGGUCCGCUCCGGGGGCCGCCUGGGGGAGGUGGCGCUCAGCUACGAGACGUCAGGCGGCUCUGCCUUCAGCAGGCUGGACUUCAGCCCCGAGGCCGGCCGGCUGCUGUUCGCACCGGGCCAGACGUCACAGGAAGUCCCGCUGCGCAUCGUUGACGACGUCCUCCCGGAAGGGCCCGAGGAGUUUCACCUCAACAUCACGAGCGUGGAGCUUCUUAACGUCAGUGGCGUGGACUACACAGUGAGGGAGUCGGGGCUCCAGUUGGAUCUGCCUCCGACGGUAGGGAACAUCUCCUCAGUCAUCGUGGUCAUACUGAAGAACGACAACGCUGAGGGCAUUCUGGAGUUCCACCCGGAUCACCUCGACAUCACAGUGGAGGAGGAUGCAGGGUAUCUGGUGAUCCCUGUGCUGAGAUCGGGGGGUCAGUGGGGGCAGGUGUCGGCUCAGUACGUCUCCAGGGGUCUGAGCGCGACCCCUGACCUGGACUACUUCCUGUCCAACGGGUCGGUCACCUUCAGCCACGGGCAGGACACCAGCUUCAUCAACAUCACAAUCAUGGACGACCUGGACAGUGAAGCCGCUGAGACCUUUGAGGUGCUGCUGUCUCGAGCCACCGGGGGAGCUGUCCUGGGCGCCAACUCGGUAGCCAGGGUAACCAUCGCCAAGAGUGACUCUCUGAGCGGGCUUGUGCGUUUCCUCAACGAGAGCCGCAUUGCUCUGGUGAACCCCAACGAGACGCUCUCGCUCACCCUGGUCUUGGAGAGAGCCGGAGGCUUCGUGGGAAAUGCAACGGUGGCGUGGCACAUCCUGGGCCCCAACAGCAGGGAGCCUCUCCCACCGCUCAACCAGGACUUCCUGGAUCCCGUCAACGGCUCCUUCUACCUGGGCGACGGGGAGGAGGGGGUCCACGCCAUCCGGCUGACCCUGCUUCCCCAUGGGGAGGUGGAGGUGGAGGAGGUGUUCACGGUCCAGCUCAGCAUCCUGUCCGGGGAGGUGGACGUGGACACCGGGGCCGGGGCGGUCCAGCUUCUGAUUGAGAAGUUCGGUGACCCUAACGGCAUCGUCCAGUUUGAUGAGGCGGCGCUGAGCGAGCAGGUCUACGAUGAGCCCGCUGACGUCCAGGGCCCGCUCAACAUCUCACUGCUGCUCAGACGGAGAGAGGGCGUCAUGGGAAACAUCACGAUCCACUGGGAGAUCCAAAGUGAGUCAGACCUGGCCGGUGACUUCCUGAGUGCGGCCGGGGAUGUAGUUAUCCUGGUUGGCCAGCGGGAGGCGCUGUUGCUCCUCAGCCUGAUGCCCGACACGGUGCCCGAGGUGGAGGAGCUGUACCUGGUCAGGCUCACAGGCGUGGAGGGGGGCGCCACCCUGGACGGCAACCCCAACCUCACCAGUACACGCAUUAGGGUGCGGGCGAACGACGAGCCUCACGGCGUGUUCUCCCUGGACCCCGGCCGGCGGGCCUUGGGGGUGGGGGGCCCCGGGGCUGAGCCGGCCCGGUUCCUGCUCCUGAACGUCACGCGGUCGGGGGGGCUGUUUGGCAACGCCAGCGUGGGCUAUGUGGUCAGCGGCGGGCCGGAGGUCCAGGCUCUGCUGGGAGACAGAGCCACGGGCAGGGUCCUGCUGCCGGAGGGGGAGUCCUCUGUCUCCAUCACACUGUUGCUUAGCAACCAGGUGUUCCUGGCUAUCGGGGAGAACUUCACCGUGCAACUGACGGACGUGAGACUGGUCAGCCCUCUCCUCAGCACCCCACCUCGUCUCUCCUCGGACUCCACGGUUACCAUGGUGACGGCUGGGGAAGAGGCUGCCAACACUGAAGUCGGCUUUGCCUCGGUGGUCCUCCUGGUGUCCAGCCUGGAAACGGGGCAGUGCGAGGCAACAGUGUCACGGACUGGCCUCUUUGGGGGGGUCACCGUGGACUGGAGAACGGGGUACCCUCCGGGCCUGGCGCCGCCCGGGUUCACACCUGGAGCUGUCAGCCCAACAGCAGGCUCCGUCAGCCUGGCCCACGGCGAGAGGAGCCGGCCCAUCGCGCUGACCGCUCCGUGGAACCCCUCGGCGCCUGCGGCCUACGCCAUACAUCUGACUGCUGCCAGCCCCGGCACCAACACCACAGCCGCUGUCCAGCUCAGGCCUGGCUUCACGGUGGCCGAGGUGGAGCCGCUGGGCGUGUACCGGUUCACCCGCGAGUCCCGGCAGGUGCUGGUCGACGAGGACGCCCAGAACGUCACGCUCCACGUCCAGCGCCUGUACGGCGGCCGCGGCGGCCGCGCCGUCCUGUCCUACGCCACCGCCUCGGGCAGCGCCACGGCGGACGAGGACUUCGGCGCCGUGGCGGACGGCCGGGUCGCCUUCGACUCGCCGCUCCAGACCCGCGCCUCGCUGCGGCUCGCCAUCGCAAAUGACUCGCUCGCCGAGCCCGACGAGGUCUUCUACGUCAACCUGACCGACGUGCGGGCGCUGGGGGCGGCGCCCGGCGCCCGGCCACGCAUCGACCGGGAGCAGAGCGUGGCCCGGGUCACCAUCAGGGCCAGCAACGCCACCGGAGGAGGAGACGGAGGUGGAGGAGACGGAGGAGGAGAUGGAGGAGACGGAGGAGGUGGAGGAGAUGGAGGAGGUGGAGGGGUGCUGAGCAUCGGGCCCGCCCUGGUCCACACGGAGGAGGACCGGGAGCAGGACGGCGUUGAGGAGAAGAGGGUGGAGCUGAGGGUCCGCAGGGACGCCGGUCCGGGCGGGGCCGGCCUGGACGCCGCCGCCAGCGUCCGGGUCCAAGCCUACGGAGGCGGAGUCACGGUGGGUACGGCCCUCCCCUUCGCUCUGGACUACAACGGCACCCUGGCCCGGGAGGGGCAGGACUUCCGGCUGGCCUCCAGUGUGGUGAGCCUGCAGGCCGGGCAGAGCGAGGCGGCGGUGCUGCUGCUCAUCCUGGACGACUCGGAGCCCGAGGGCCAGGAGGCCUUCUUCGUCUACCUCUCCGACCCAGAGGGAGGGGGGCAGAUCGCCGACCGCACCGACCAUCAGGGCUUCGGGGCCUUCGCCAAGAUCGUCAUCCUCGGGAGCGACUUCCAAAACGGCAUCGUGGGCUUCAGCCGGGGGUCCCUGGUGGGUCAGACCCUGGACGAGGACUCGGAGAACAGGACCGCCCAGCUGGUGCUGCAGAGACAGGAGAACAGAGCCUUCGAGGACGUGCAGGUCUUCUGGAGAGCCACCCACAGCGCGGGUGCCCCAUCACUGGUCAGCGGCAGGGUGAACCUGACCCAGGAGCUGCUCGUCACCUCGGGCGCCGUGCUGUGUCUGAGGGGUCAGACGCGUUGUGUCCUCACACUGGAGGUCCGGCCCGACGAGGAGCCAGAGGGGCGGAGCUGGUUCCUGGUGGAGAUCUACCAGGUGGGCUCCGGGGCCUCCAUCAACCAGACGGCGCGCUUCGCCAACGUCACCCUGGCCGAGAGCGACGCCCCCCCCAGCGGCCUGAUCUACUUUGCGGCGGCCUCCCGGCUGCCCGUGGCCACGCUGAAGGCCACGCGGCUCGACCUGCAGGUCCACAGGCAGGCCGGCGCGGCCGGCGUCCUGACGGUGCGGUACCGCAUGCUGGUGCUGCCCCAGCCCGAGGCGGUGGGCCGCUCCAUGAUAUGGCCCGCGGUUGCCGGCCGGGACUUCCUCCAGCAGGAGGACGAGCUGACCUUCGCCCGGGGCCAGAGCAGCGCUACGCUGUCGGUGACCUUGACCCCGGGCCAGGCCUCGCCCGAGCCCACCCCCAAGCGCUUCCGGGUGGAGCUCCACGACGCGUCGGGCGGGGCCCGGGUGCACCCGCAGUUGGGCGUGGCCAACGUCACCCUGGUGGCGGACGCGGAGGCCGCGGCGGUGUGGGCGCUGCUGGACCAGCUGCAGACGCUCCAGCAGCCGCUGGACGCGGCCGUGAUGGACCGCGUGCUGCAGGGGCUGAUCAACAAGGCCACAGCGCUGCUCGCCCCCGAGCAGACCACCGCCGUGCUGGUGGCGCUGGGGAAGGUCCUGGCGGAGGCGGAGGGGAACCCUCUACAGGAGAGCAGUCGGGGGCUGACCUACGACCUGCUCUGCGCCAUGGCCAACCCCAGCCAGAGAGACACCCGGGGCCUCAGCCAGCUGUCGGAGCUGGCCGAGCGGUUCGCCUUCUCCCUGCUGACCGGGAGCCAGUGUGGAGAGCCCGGGAAGCGAGGCCUCACCAUCCUGGACACCUGCCCCUACCUCUCCAUCUCGGCCCUCCACUGGUACCCCACGCAGGUCAACGGCUACGUCUUCACGGGCCGCAACGCCGACACCUUCCAGCUGCCCGACGCCCUGCUGGCGGUCCCGCCGCCCACCGCAGGCCCGCUGCUGCCCUCCGCCUGCCGCCUGCUCCAGCUGACGGAGUACACCACCGACCACUGGUUCCUCACCGGAGACAAGGCCCUGGCCCUCAACGGCAAGGUAUUCUCCGUCAGCCUGCAGGACAGAGCUUCGGGGCCCCUGGCCGACGGUAUGGAGGUGAUGUAUCGUAUCCAUACCUCGGGGCAGCGGGCCCCGGCGGGCCAGUCCCUGUGCCUUCUGUGGAACCGGGCGGCAGAGAGCUGGCUGUCGGAGGAGCAGGUCUGCCGGGUGGUGGAGGACGGCGGGAGGUACGUGGAGUGUGCGUGCUCCCACCUCUCCGUCUACACCGCCUCCAUGGGCGCCUCCUCCUCCUAUAACGAAGCCUUCUACGCCUCCGGCUUCAUCUGCAUAUCAGGCUUUGCGUUGGCCAUCGUGUCCCACCUGCUGUGCUCCCGUGUCCCCAUGUUCGCUGCCAAGCUGCUCACCCACAUGAUGCUGGGAUGCCUGGGGACCCAGAUCUGCUUCCUGGCGUCGGUGUUCCGUGGGAGGAUGUUCUCUGAGGAGAGCUGUGCUGCCCUGGCCCUCUUCACCCACUACUUCCACCUCAGCCAGUUCAGCUGGAUGCUCAUACAGGCGGUGAACUUCUGGCAGGUGCUGGUGAUGAACGACGAGCACACGGAACGCCGCUACCUGCUCUACGUCCUGCUGGGCUGGGGACUUCCUGCCGUGGUCAUGGUGCUGCUGGUCAUCGUGCUGCUGGGCGGCUUCGGCUGGACCAUCCACGCCGUGUACGGCCUGGUGAACGGGGAAGUGUGCUUCAUGCCCAACGUCUACGCCGCCCUGUCAUCGGCGGCGCUGGUGCCCCUCGUCUGUCUGGUGGUGGUGCUGGUGGUGUUCAUCAACGCCUACCAGGUCACCAGCCAGUGGAAGGCCUACGACGACCUCUACCGCGGCCGCACCAACGGCACAGAAGUCCCCAUGGUGCUCUGCCUGUUCCUGCUGGUGUCUCUGGUGUGGCUGUGGGCCGGACUCCACCUGGGCUACAGGGACCUGUGGAUGCUCGUCCUCUACGUCAUCUUCAACAUCCUGCUGGGCUUGUAUGUGUUUGCCGUGUACUUCGUCGUGCACAACCAGCUGUGCUGGCCGGCUAAAGCGAGCUACACGGUGGAGAUGAGCGGCCAUGAUGCCCCGGACUCCGCCUACCAGGAGGGCGGGGCCGCCACCGUGGGCGGGGACAUCAACAAGUCCACCCAGAACCUCAUCAGUGCCAUGGAGGAGGUGUCGGACUGGGAGCGGGCCUCACUGCGUCUGAGCAGUCAGCCCGGCAGUGCGUUGCGGCCUGGCCCCGUGAUGGAGAGCUACGGCACGGAGGGGGGCUUCGUCAACAACCUGGUGGCCGGCGACGAAGACUCCCAGGAGUUUGACGACCUCAUCUUCGCCUUAAAAACCGGCACCGGCCUUAAUGUGAGCGACAGCGAGUCGAUCCACGAGGGUCACGACGAAGGGAGUGUCUCCAACUCCCAGAUCGUGGAGCUGAGACGAAUCCCCAUCGCUGACACCCACCUCUAACCCCGCCCUCUCUCCCACAGACCUCACCAUGCCUUCCUCUAGCAGAGAGAAACAAAGAGAGACAGUACAAACUACUUUUUUUAUUUUACAUUUUCCGUUGCACUAAAACACGUUUUUCGAUAGUUUUCUUAGAGUUGUUUGAUAUAUGAAGCCUUUUUUUUUAUUGUAUAUCUGAUUUGUUUUUUAUACUUGUAAAUGAACAUAUCAAUGUUUUACUAAAUUAAGUCUGAGUCUUUCAUGAAGUGUUCCUUUCUCGAAUGAGAAAAGGUUGGUCUCUUGUUGUACAUAUUGUUUUUAGUAAAGAAAGAGACAGCCAGAUGUGCCCUCAAUACAACUACUGCUGCAGAGAGAUGGAGAUGGUGUAAAAUUGUUAAUAAAUAAUUUACCAACUAUUUUACA
This is a messenger RNA of Gadus morhua (Atlantic cod), 19146 nucleotides long. RefSeq names its product adhesion G protein-coupled receptor V1 (gene adgrv1). The transcript is spliced from 94 exons. Gene Ontology annotation, molecular function: G-protein alpha-subunit binding; adenylate cyclase inhibitor activity; G protein-coupled receptor activity. The record is from RefSeq and is a predicted model, not a curated record. Gene Ontology annotation, biological process: sensory perception of sound; cell surface receptor signaling pathway; cellular response to calcium ion. The coding region runs from base 1 to 18747 and encodes 6248 amino acids. Gene Ontology annotation, cellular component: cytoplasm; membrane; stereocilium. Lineage: Eukaryota; Metazoa; Chordata; Actinopteri; Gadiformes; Gadidae.